Messenger RNA from Haliotis rufescens (red abalone), 1455 nucleotides. Its product is annotated as formin-like protein 20. The coding region runs from base 1 to 1455 and encodes 484 amino acids. Lineage: Eukaryota; Metazoa; Mollusca; Gastropoda; Lepetellida; Haliotidae. The transcript is spliced from 2 exons. The record is from RefSeq and is a predicted model, not a curated record.
AUGAGUCUUCAUCAGAAACGCUCCAGGUUCAGCAUAUCUCGCGAGAAUGUUCGUCGUUCUGAAGCAGACACAACUGAUUUUGUUGAGCGAUUUGUAACUAAAGACGAGUCUUGGGUUCACCACUAUCUGCCAGAACCUACAACAGCGGAAACGUCUAACGUCUCCUCUUCCGGGGCAGGAGGUCUGUUCCAUCAGGAGGCAAAGUCUGUUCAAUCGGGAAGCAAAGUCUGUUCCAUCAGGGGGCAACGUCUGUUCCAUCAGGAGGCAAAGUCUGUUCCAUCAGGAGGCAAAGUCUGUUCCAUCAGGAAGCAAAGUCUGUUCCAUCAGGGGGCAAAGUCUGUUCCAUCAGGAGGCAAACCUUCUAAAGCACACCCCAACACGCCACAACCCCCACCCCAACAUUCUAAAGCACACCCCAACACGCCACAACCCCCACCCCAACAUUCUAAGGCACACCCCAACACGCCACAACCCCCACCCCAACAUUCUAAGGCACAUCCCAACACGCCACAACCCCCACCCCAACAUUCUAAGGCACAUCCCAACACGCCACAACCCCCACCCCAACAUUCUAAAGCACACCCCAACACGCCACAACCCCCACCCCAACAUUCUAAGGCACAUCCCAACACGCCACAACCCCCACCCCAACAUUCUAAGGCACAUCCCAACACGCCACAACCCCCACCCCAACAUUCUAAGGCACAUCCCAACACGCCACAACCCCCACCCCAACAUUCUAAGGCACAUCCCAACACGCCACAACCCCCACCCCAACAUUCUAAGGCACACCCCAACACCCCACAACCCCCACCCCAACAUUCUAAGGCACAUCCCAACACGCCACAACCCCCACCCCAACAUUCUAAGGCACAUCCCAACACGCCACAACCCCCACCCCAACAUUCUAAGGCACACCCCAACACCCCACAACCCCCACCCCAACAUUCUAAGGCACAUCCCAACACGCCACAACCCCCACCCCAACAUUCUAAGGCACAUCCCAACACGCCACAACCCCCACCCCAACAUUCUAAAGCACACCCCAACACGCCACAACCCCCACCCCAACAUUCUAAGGCACACCCCAACACGCCACAACCCCCACCCCAACAUUCUAAGGCACACCCCAACACGCCACAACCCCCACCCCAACAUUCUAAGGCACACCCCAACACGCCACAACCCCGACCCCAACAUUCUAAGGCACACCCCAACACGCCACAACCCCCACCCCAACAUUCUAAGGCACAUCCCAACACGCCACAACCCCCACCCCAACAUUCUAAGGCACAUCCCAACACGCCACAACCCCCACCCCAACAUUCUAAGGCACAUCCCAACACGCCACAACCCCCACCCCAACAUUCUAAAGCCCACCCCAACACGCCACAACCCCCACCCCAACAUUCUAAGGCACAUCCCAACACGCCAUGGUACACCACAGCCUUCUAA